Lampris incognitus (smalleye Pacific opah) is the source of this 3937-nucleotide messenger RNA. RefSeq names its product TBC1 domain family, member 10C (gene tbc1d10c). The coding region runs from base 44 to 3904 and encodes 1286 amino acids. The transcript is spliced from 10 exons. The record is from RefSeq and is a predicted model, not a curated record. NCBI's taxonomy places the organism in Eukaryota, Metazoa, Chordata, Actinopteri, Lampriformes, Lampridae.
UAGCAAGCCAAACAGAGACCAAGCUGGAGGGACAUUUAAAAAGAUGUUGAAUCCAUCCAGUCUGGGCCAGGCUAACCACGUGGAGGAGGACAGCUCUGGUUCUGAUGCAGGGUCAGAGGUCAGUUUUGGACCGCUGGCCAUUGAGACAGAUCGGUUUGGCUUCAUUUUGAUGAAUGGAUCCACAGCUGGUCUGGGCCCACCUCCUGAGCUGGUCAGGCAGAGGGAGGCCAAGUGGAUCAGCAUUAUCAGCCAAUGGGAUCGCGUCUUACUGAAGAAGACAAGCAAAGUCAAAGAACAGUGUCAGAGGGGCAUCCCAGCCUCGCUCAAAGCCAAGUGCUGGCCACUGCUGUGUGGAGCCACUGAAAGGAUGAAAUGCAGCAAUAACCUCUACCAGAAACUCGACUCGGAGUCCGCGCUGCAGAACUGGGUGGACGUGAUUGAGAGAGAUCUGGACCGGCAGUUCCCUUUCCACGAGAUGUUCCUCUCUCGGGACGGACACGGGCAGCGUGGAUUGUUUCGGGUGCUGAAGGCCUACACCCAGUAUCAACCAGAGGAAGGCUACUGCCAGGCGCAGGGGCCCGUGGCUGCCGUGCUUCUGAUGAACAUGCCUACUGAGGAGGCCUUCUGGUGCCUUGUGCAGAUCAGCGAACAAUACUUGCCCGGAUACUACAGCCCUCUGCUGGAAGGAGUUCUGUUCGAUGCAGGCAUGCUGACCUGGGUUCUGAAAAGGUCAUGUCCGGCCGCCCACAGACACUUGGAGCGCUACGGGGUGCAACCACUCAUGUUUGCCACCGACUGGCUGAUGUGUCUGUUCACACGCCACCUGCCCUUCAACACCUUGCUCCGGGUGUGGGACCUCUUCUUCUGCUACGGGGCGCGGGUGCUGUUCCAGGUGGCGGUGGUGCUGGUGCGAAGGGUGCUGGGCCGGGCCGAGAAGAGGCAGCAGUGCCAGGGUCAGGUGGAGACCCUGGAGAAGCUUAGGGCCAUCAAGGAGGAGGUGAAAGACGAGGAUGAUUCCUUCAUAACUGAGGUGUGCUCUGUGCCGCUGUCUGAUAGAGAUCUGAAGAAGCAGAUGGAAAAGCAGCUUGACAAGUGGAGGAAGGAGCGACCCUCGUCUACUUUUGACCCCACAGGUCGUUGCCAUGGAUAUCGGACCGCUUCGGCCCAAGUUUUGGAGCGAGAGGGAGCGCGUGACAGGAAGGAGAGAGAGACAAGUAACCUGUCUGUCCCCCUCACUCGCUCCGCCUCCAAUCUCUCCCUCUCUCCUUCUCUCCUCCGCAAGAGGUGGAGGACGGGGGGAAAGGCCAACGUGGAUGACUGGGAGGGCAGAGGUAAACUGGGGAGGAAUUUUUCCAUGGGACCAUGGGACACGGCGAGGGAAACCUGGGUCGGGAGCAGGCCAAAGAGGGUGCAGCCUGUUGACGAGAAAGAGGAAAAGGCUUCGGAGGAGCACCAGAGAGAGACAAACGUAACAGGACGAACCGAACAGGGAGAACAUCUCAAAGAACCACAACCGAUGUCAGACAACCACAGUGGAGAUGGAGAGAGGGAAAAUCCCAAAGAACAGGUGGAGAUAGAACAGCCCAGCCGGCCUGGAGAGACAGAGGCAAGCAAAAGCUCAGACGAAGCGCCGUCAAAGCAGAGAGAACACUGCUGUGAUAAAGGAGACACGGCAGUGGAAACAGAACCGACCCAAGGUAGAGCUGAAACCCAGUCCACCGGAAAUAUUGUCCAGCACGUUAAACGGACCUCCCUUCCCAUAUCUUGCACUGAGGUCCAGGUAGAGGAGCUGGACUGCGAUGCUCAGUCACAGGCCCGAGAACAAGAACUGCAGAGUCCCAGCGGGGAGAACCAGGAGCGGGAAGGCGAAAGCAGAGACUUGGCAGAAUCACUGAACGAGAUGGUAACCCUGGCAGCAGAAAGUGACAAUAUGGUUGCCACUGCGGAAAGCCAGGCUGACGCUGAAAGGGCUGAAACGGAGUUCAAGUCAGAGGUAGAGACACGAGUAACAGUCGACUCAAGUCAGGAAACUUUGACUCAGGCGGACAUGAAACCAGAGUUGGUGGCGGAGCUCGACAAUGCGCAGCGGGUAGAGGUGCACGCACACACAGAGAUAAGAAACGAGAGUGAUACCGAGACACAAACACAGACUGAGACAGAUCUGAGCUCACAGACUGACGGAGAUGACAAAAGUCAAACGAUCAAAGACCCAGAUUCAGCACUAGAGUCGAACAUGCAACAAGAACCAAAUGCAUCAUUGGAGGCAGACAAAGGCUCACAGGGAGAUCAAAUAGAAGUGAAAGUAAGAAAUACUGAGCCAGCAGAGCAAACAAAAAUAAAUGAGUCUCAGGUCCAGACAGAGACGGAAACCAGUGAACUGUCAGAGAUGCAGGAGGAGGCGGAAGAAAACUUUCAGAUACAGGAGGGACCUGUGACAGAGGCACAGAAAGACUCCGAUUUAUGCGGAGAUGCAUCCUCACUUAAAGAGACAAAGAGAGAGGAUGAAAUGUUAUCACCAGCUGAAAACAUCCUCCAAAAGGGAGAUCCCCCCGACUCGGUCGAUAACACAAGUACAGAAACAAAGACAGAGAUAACUGUUUGCACAAAGGAAGAAACACACGCAUUAGAGUCAACAGUACACUCAGAUCACGCAUCGGCUGAAUGCUCAGAGAUUGAAAUUGAAAAAGAGGGACCUGAACAGGCACAGACAGACGGAGGAGCGGAGCUUGCUGAAUGCACACAUAUGGAGGUAAACCAGGAAACAAGCAACCAUAUCACGACAGAUGAAGAAACUCAGACCGACCCGGAGGCCGCAGAACACGAGACACUUCUCGGGGAGGUUGAGACUCAAACAGAGCCGGCAAUGCUGAGCUCCAGUGACGAGACUUUACAAACUGUGAACCCAGAGCAGCCUGGAGACGAACGGCCGCGGAGCGAGGUCAGCAUUGAUCCUGUGGAGGAAAAACAGGGACUGGAAAUAGUUGAAGAGAAAGCCACAGAACCAGAGGAUUCUUGUAUAGCUUCUCCUUGCCAAAUUGACUCAUCAAAUAUCCCUCAACCAAUGUGUAAGGAUGAGCAACGUGCGAUGGACCGUCCAAGUAACACGAGUAACCCACAACAGCAAAACGGCGAGGAGUCUCACCUCUUCAAAGAACUUGUUGAGCCAUGUAACCCUGCCGGGCACCGCACAAGCUCGUUUUCCGGCGAUUUCCGUGUCCGUAAGUCAUCUAGUUCCCACAAGUCCAAGUUCACUCGGAAGCUCUCUGAGGAUCUGUUCACUGCCCCCCCUCAGCAAUCAAUAUCCGCCUCUGCACACACAGAGCAGCCUGAACAACCUGAACAGUCUGAAUCACAACCUGAUCCUGCGUCUCUAACCUCCAGCCAAACUCUACUUGACGCCACCCAUUCUGAAGCGUCCUCGUCUCAGCCCGUCCUGGAAAGCACCCCGCCGGCCUCCGAAGAAGAGACCGGUGGCACUGAAGGGACCGCGGCGCCACAGAGGGAGGCAAAGCAAGAGCAGAGGCUGACAGGAGCCCCCAAACGCUUUGGUCUCUUCCGCAGACUAAGAAAAGAGCAGCCCAAAAUCCAGGUCCCCAAAAUCCUGAUUCAGGACUUUAGUGACGGAGUAGGGAAGGAGCGCACGGUGGAGGAAGCAGGGGAGGAGAAACUGAGCUCCAGGGAGAGGAGGAAGAGACGGAGGGAGCGAGAGAGGAAGGAGAAAGAGGAGGAAAAGUUGAGAAAAAAGAGAGAGAAGGAGCAGGAGAAAGAGAGGGCACAAGAAAGGAGGAAACCCCUGAUGAAGGGGAAAAGUUUUCAGGUCCAAGGAGCCCAGGAAGACUCUAGUGGCUCACAGACACUCGACUUUGAAAGUCACUCUUCUUCUUAUGCUGAUUCCUACUUCUAAUAAACAAAUACUGCCUGUAACUGAAUGCGUUUG